Messenger RNA from Melanaphis sacchari, 1961 nucleotides. RefSeq names its product jerky protein homolog-like. The transcript is spliced from 2 exons. NCBI's taxonomy places the organism in Eukaryota, Metazoa, Arthropoda, Insecta, Hemiptera, Aphididae. The record is from RefSeq and is a predicted model, not a curated record. The coding region runs from base 347 to 1927 and encodes 526 amino acids. Gene Ontology annotation, cellular component: nucleus. Gene Ontology annotation, molecular function: DNA binding.
GUGAACGGGAAAAGCUGUAGCAAUUUCACGGACAAGGACGAGUACUCGAGAUUCUCCACGAAAUGUACAGGAGAUAGAAAAACAUGCAUGUAGAAAUCUCGGUAAUCCGGCCAUUUGAUAAUCCGAUACGUCCAGUAAUCCGGCUGUAUUGACCUAUACGUAUCAAUAUAUAUUUAUUUAUAAAUUUACUAUUGUAAACGAUAAACCGUCAGAUAAAACUAAGUGACAGCAGAUUAAAUUCGAACAAACCUAUUAGAUAUUUUGUUUUUAUUCAGUUAACGUUGAAGUGUUGUGUAUGUUCAUUAUGUAUCGGUUAAAUAUUGUGUUGUAUUAGGUAUGUAAUAAAAUGUCGCAACAACGAAAAAGAAAACAUAUUACUUUAACUUUAGUUGAGAAACUAGAAAUUUUAAAUAAAUUAGAAAAUGGUGACAAAUUAUUAAACCUUGCUAACGAAUUUGGAGUAGGCCGUACUACAAUAUAUGAUAUAAGAAAAAAUAGCGAAAAAAUAAAAUCUUUUUUCAAAAAUAACAAAAGUUUGAAAAGUAUGCGUAAAACAUUAAAAACUGGUGAGUUUCCUGAAAUCGAAGAUGCCUUGUAUUUAUGGUUUCUGCAAGAACGUAAUCGACAAACACCUAUUUCUGGCGAAAUUUUGAAAGAGAAAGCUAAGUAUUUUUAUAAAAAAAUCACACACAAAAAUGAUUUUCAAGCUAGUGACGGUUGGCUAGAUAAAUUUAAAAAUCGUUUUGGUCUGAGAUUAUUGUGUAUGACAGGAGAAAAACUGUCAUGUGAUGUUAACAGUGUUGAACCUUACAAAGAAAAAUUUCAAAAAGUUAUUCAAGAACUAUCAUUAACGCCUGAUCAAGUUUACAUCGCAGACGAAAGUGGUUUUCUUUUGCACCUUUUACCGAAAAAAACAUUUGUUCACCAUGAAGAAUUGAAUGCUCCAGGACGAAAAAUAAUCAAAGACAGAAUAACUUUUAUGCCUUGUUCAAAUGCAAGCGGAACUCAUAAAUUAAACUUAUUAGUUGUCGGCAAGGCAAAAAAUCCUAGAGCUUUUAAAAAUGUAAGUCUUCCUGUUGAUUACAAAAAUCAAAACAAAGCAUGGAUGACCAAGUCUAUUUUUGUCGAAUGGUUUCAUGAAACAUUCGUACCUUCAGUGGAAAAAUUUAACAAAAAACAAAACUUAUCUAAAAAUGCCUUGCUUAUUGUAGAAAAUUGCCCUGAUCAUCCUAUUGAUGAUUUAAAUCACAGUUUUAUCCGUGUUAUGUUUCUACCACCUAAUGUUACAUCAAUUCUUCAGUCAAUGGACCAAAAUGUUAUUCAAGCAGUUAAAAUGCACUAUAAAAAGAGUCUGUUGUACAAAGUCUUGUCUAAAGAUGACUGUGUGAUUAAAUCUUUAAAAGAAAUUAAUUUGAAGGAUGUAGUAUUUUCUCUUGCGAAUGCUUGGUCAAAUGUAAGCAAAAAGAUGAUUGUUUGUUCGUGGAAAAAUUUGUGGCCAAACAUGUGUUUAUUUGAACAAUACGAAAAUAACACUGUUCUCAAUCUAAAAGAUAAUGAAGAUAAUUUUAGUACUGAGUUAAAUCAGCUACAAGUUUCGAUUGCAGAAAAACUCGUGGGCACAACAGACGAACUAAAAGCAGACGAUAUAAGGAAAUGGAUUGACGGCGAGGAAGAAGAAAAAAACCAGUUCUUGACAAAUGAUGAUAUAAUCGAGGAAGUGAUGGCCAAAGAAAGGGAUAAUGAUGGAAAUUAUGAUGAUAAAGAAGAAGAAGUAGCUGUUCAAACUAUAAGUCACUCCACUGCAAUAAAUUCCUUUACUACGUCCAUUACAUGGGCAGAAGAGAACGGAGUAGAUGCAUGUGAUAUUUUGGUGCUUCAACGACUACAAGAAAAAGUAUUAAAAGCAUCACUUCAAACAAAAAAAUAAACAAAACUUAAUUAUUUUUUAAAACCUGUCCAAU